Molecule: messenger RNA, 967 nt
Organism: Microdochium trichocladiopsis
Lineage: Eukaryota; Fungi; Ascomycota; Sordariomycetes; Xylariales; Microdochiaceae
Exons: 1
Coding region: 394-897 (167 amino acids)
Molecular function (GO): nickel cation binding
Source: RefSeq, a predicted model, not a curated record
CAGCAGCAGCAGCAGCAGCAGCAGCAGCAGCAGCAGCAGCAGCAGCAGCAGCAACAGCCAGAAAAAGGGAGGGAGCCGCCAUCAUUAUCUUCGUCGCCGCAGCCGCAGCCGCCGCCAGCGAGGUCAUGGUCCUUUGCAGAGUUCCUCCCGCUCUCGCUGUCGAGCUACGCCUCGACCACGCUGCCGUUUGUCCUCGCCGCGCACCGCGACCCAGCGCGGCUGGCGGAGCUCGACGACGCGCUGGAUGCCGCCACCAUCUGUACUGUCGGGCGGCGGGCGAGCUGUGCUCAGGGGCGGGCGCUGCUGGGCAUCUGGGAGAAGAGCCUUGUCGGAGACUUGGUGGUGGGGGGCGCGCCGGGGAACGACUUGAUCGACAACGACGACGACGAGGAAAUGGGAAGUGACAGCGAAGGCUAUGAUGACGACUCGGACGUGGUGGAGGACGAGCGAGUCCGACAGCGCAAUGUCGAUAUCCCCGCCGUCAUCAAGGCGUUUGCCAUGCUCCUCCGCCGCAGCGGCAGUCUCGCCGCCGCGAACAGCAGCAACACGACCACCACCACCACUACGCCCUCGGCCGCAAUCCCGCCCGUGUCAGCACACCUUGCGCCGCUCUUCGGCGCCAUCGCCCGUGCGCUGGGCCUCGACGCCCACCAUACGGCGUACAUCUUUAUGCUCUCGCACGUCAAGGCCCUCGUCUCGGCCGCGAUUCGCGCCGGCAUGUUUGGUCCGUUCCAGGCGCAGAAGAUUCUCGCCGGGAAGGAGGUCAGGGAGCUUCUGCCCGCUCUGAUCAAGAGGGAGUGGGACACGCCAAUCGAGAAGGCCGGGCAGAGCUCGCCGGUCGUGGAUCUUUGGAUCGGGAGGCAUGAGAUCUUGUACUCGAGGGUGUUUAAUAGCUGAGCCCCAUGGGAAAAUGGACGUGGUCGCGAUGACAGAGGGGGGGGGCGGGGGGGCAUUGCAGAUCUAUCAC